Trichosurus vulpecula (common brushtail) is the source of this 393-nucleotide messenger RNA. RefSeq names its product histone H2A type 2-B. Gene Ontology annotation, cellular component: nucleosome. The transcript has a single exon. NCBI's taxonomy places the organism in Eukaryota, Metazoa, Chordata, Mammalia, Diprotodontia, Phalangeridae. The record is from RefSeq and is a predicted model, not a curated record. Gene Ontology annotation, molecular function: protein heterodimerization activity; structural constituent of chromatin; DNA binding. The coding region runs from base 1 to 393 and encodes 130 amino acids.
AUGUCUGGCCGCGGAAAGCAGGGAGGCAAGGCUCGCGCCAAGGCUAAAUCCCGUUCGUCCCGGGCCGGGCUGCAGUUCCCAGUGGGCCGUGUGCACCGUUUGCUCCGCAAGGGUAACUACGCCGAGCGGGUCGGCGCCGGAGCCCCGGUUUACAUGGCGGCGGUCCUGGAGUAUUUAACUGCUGAAAUUUUGGAGCUGGCGGGAAACGCAGCUCGGGACAACAAGAAAACCCGUAUCAUCCCCCGCCAUUUGCAACUAGCUGUGCGCAACGACGAGGAGCUCAACAAACUCCUCGGGGGAGUCACCAUUGCUCAAGGCGGUGUCCUGCCAAACAUCCAGGCCGUCUUGCUGCCCAAGAAAACCGAGAGCCAUAAGCCUGGCAAAAGCAAAUAA